Molecule: messenger RNA, 855 nt
Organism: Electrophorus electricus (electric eel)
Lineage: Eukaryota; Metazoa; Chordata; Actinopteri; Gymnotiformes; Gymnotidae
Source: RefSeq, a predicted model, not a curated record
CAGGCCCACGCUAUGCCGAACUGAGACUCGUAAAUAUUUCCGACACACUCAUUUUGCCAUUCGAUAUUAAAGACUGUCCUUUAAAAAAUAGAAAUGACAACUUAAUUCAAGGCGUUGUUUAUAAGCUGCCAUAUAAAUGUAAUUAAAAUGAGUUCCUCGGAAGUUAAUGCUGAAAAUAAACCAGUUGGGAGAUGUUUACUGGAUAACUGGGUAGAGGAGAGAGCAACUGCAUUGCUGGACAGUACUGGGACCAGAUUAGACAUCCACAAAAAUGGACACAGGGGAAUCCUUACAGUGGAUAUAACAUCUAAAGUAGUAAGUACAGUGAAAGCUGCCUACAUCACCCCUAAAGGAUCAGGGGUAAGAAAGAGAGGUUUACGAACUGAGCUGUUGGAGAAGGAUCUCAUCAAAAGGAUAAGUGAGCAGGUACACACAGAGCUCAACGCCGAGCCUUCGGCCCAUGAGCUGUGCUCCAUAACCAGAGCGGAUUACACAGCACAUGGCUUCAAGCCUGCCUGCCCAGCCGUGACCAUGGUCUGUCACAACACUCCGCUUUCACUGAUCAUGACUACAAAACUGAUCAGGCGAUCACUUUUUGGAGCGAAAACUACCAGAAGAUUCAGGGAAUGACACCAGUCAGAACUAGAGAUACUCCAUUUAAGAAGAAUGCCAGCUUCAGCACACCUAUUAACGAGAGUUUGGAUGACCUCACACCCUUCACUCCUGAGAAUUAUCCUAAAAUUUGAAGCAUUUGAUUUCUACUAUCAUGUUCACCCUCUUGUGCUAUAAAUGUAUAACCAAGGAAAAACUUUCAGUUUACCAACGAUUCAAAUAAAUUGCGUGCGUUUUAAUCCA